AUGGCUGUAUCUAUUAUCGCGACCAAGACGGCUAGUCGAGUCCUUGUGCGCCGGUCACAUCUACCAAAUCCAAUCAGACAGUCCAAAAGAUACAACCAAACAAAAGCUCCAAGUACCGGACCACCAAAACCGGACCCCGCCAAUGCAACAUCCAUUCCCGUCCCAAACACCAUCGCGCCUCUGCCACCACUAUCUCGGCCAUUAUGGCAGCGACUAGGUCCAUUGUCAAGAGGCUUUGAAGCAUACGGCAGGAGUCAGAGGAAACGUCCUCUAACGACGCAGUUCUGGAGCGCGUUGGUUGUGUUUUUCCUAGGCGACUUGUCCGCGCAGAGUAUCACCGACGAGGAAUAUAAGCCCGCCAGAUCGCUGCGAGCGAUACUUAUUGGUGCGGGGUCUGCUAUACCAAGUUAUAAAUGGUUCCUAUUCCUCGGAAACAGCUUCAACUAUCCCUCCUCGAAAGCCCUCUCCCUAGCCACCAAAGUCAUCGUCAACCAAGCCCUCUUCACCCCCAUCAACAACUCCUACUUCUUCGGCGCCCAAGCCCUCCUAAGCGGCGACUCGCUGCCUGAAGUCUGGGAACGCAUCAAGAGAACCGUACCACCGUCUAUGCUCAACAGCCUGAAAGUGUGGCCCGCGGUCACGGCGUUUAAUUUUACGUUUAUAGAGGCGCAGUAUAGGAGUGUGUUUGCGGGGUUCAUUGCGAUUGGGUGGCAGACUUAUCUUAGUUAUUUGAAUCGGACCGCUGAAAUGGAGGAGGCGGCGGCGAGGGUGAGGGUGGCGGGCGUGGAUGCUGGGGAGGAGGAUGUUGUGGCUGGGGGUGCGGUGGUAGGAAAGGUGGGAGUUGGGGCGUAG
This is a messenger RNA of Lachnellula hyalina, 852 nucleotides long. RefSeq names its product Protein SYM1 (gene SYM1). NCBI's taxonomy places the organism in Eukaryota, Fungi, Ascomycota, Leotiomycetes, Helotiales, Lachnaceae. The transcript is spliced from 2 exons. Bases 1 to 852 code for a protein of 283 amino acids. The record is from RefSeq and is a predicted model, not a curated record. Gene Ontology annotation, cellular component: membrane; cytoplasm; mitochondrion.